AUGGUUAAGCGGGACAUCGACGACCAAGUUCACCAGCACGCCAAAAAACUCAAGCGCGACAAAAAGGAUGAGAAUUUAGCCAUCGACCUGGAAUUGUUACAGCAGCAAUCCUCAUACCACCAGCAUAAGGAUGACUUGCGUGAUCUGCCCACAGAGGACCUGGCUGUGGCAGCGGCCGUGGCAGCGGUGAACGCCGACCCCCACCAUCACCUGGCUCAACAAAUGCAACAGCUACAAUUUUACCGUCAGCAACAGCACCAGCAACAACAACAACAUACGUUCGCUCCGACCACAUUACCGCUGAAGCCGUCUCACGGCCUGGACGAGUGGCACCGUCAAAGACGCGAAAAUCACAAAGAGGUCGAACGUCGUCGUCGGGAACUGAUAAAUCAAGGGAUUAAGGAAUUGGCAGCGUUGAUUCCAACCAACGAUACCAACAAAGCCCAAAUUUUACAACGGGCGGUGGAAUACAUCAAACGUUUGAAGGAAAACGAGAACAAUAACAUCGAAAAGUGGACUUUGGAAAAGUUGUUAACGGAACAGGCAAUGGCUGAAUUAAGUGCACUGAACGACAAGCUCAAGCUGGAGCUCGAGCGAGCCUACCGUGAAAUCGAGCAAUGGAAGCUGAUGGCGGCCAAGGACAAGAAUUAG
This is a messenger RNA of Diutina rugosa, 651 nucleotides long. RefSeq names its product Cbf1p (gene CBF1). The coding region runs from base 1 to 651 and encodes 216 amino acids. Gene Ontology annotation, cellular component: nucleus. The transcript has a single exon. The record is from RefSeq and is a predicted model, not a curated record. Gene Ontology annotation, molecular function: DNA-binding transcription factor activity; protein dimerization activity. Lineage: Eukaryota; Fungi; Ascomycota; Pichiomycetes; Serinales; Debaryomycetaceae.